Dendrobium catenatum is the source of this 1077-nucleotide messenger RNA. RefSeq names its product probable GMP synthase [glutamine-hydrolyzing]. Bases 36 to 554 code for a protein of 172 amino acids. NCBI's taxonomy places the organism in Eukaryota, Viridiplantae, Streptophyta, Magnoliopsida, Asparagales, Orchidaceae. The record is from RefSeq and is a predicted model, not a curated record. Gene Ontology annotation, molecular function: acyltransferase activity, transferring groups other than amino-acyl groups. The transcript has a single exon.
CAAAUACUCAAUAAUCCAAAUCACCAACAACAUCAAUGGCAACUACGGUGAGCCUCCGGCCAUUUGAUCUCUCCGACCUUGAUGACUUUUGGGUUUGGGCCUCUGAUAAGGACGUAGCGUCCAACUGCGGUUGGGAAGCCUACACGAGCAAAGACGAGCUUAGACGAUUCAUGGAAGAGAAUGUUCUCCCGAGUCCAUGGUUCCGUGCUAUUAUUGUCAGUGGCCGGCCAGUCGGCCAGGUGUUACUAAUGUCUUCAGAGGGGUCAGGCAGCCAGUGCCGCCGCGAGAUAGGAUAUGUGUUAGCAAGAGAGUGGUGGGGGAAAGGGGUGGCGACAGCGGCGGUAAGGAUUGCGACGGAGGCAGCGAUGUCUGAAAUAAAGGGAUUGGAGAGAUUGGAGGCUUUAGUAGAGGAGGGGAAUAAGGCAUCUCAAAGGGUUUUGGAGAAGGUAGGAUUUCAAAGAGAAGGGUUGCUGAGAAAGUAUUGGUGGAAUAAAGGGCUGUUGAGAGAUAUGGUUUUGUAUAGUUUCGUAAGGGGAGAUAGUUUCCUCAUUUGAAUCAGUUCUUCUGCCAUUUUAGCAAAUCUGAGAGCUUGUUUUCAUGGUUUUGGUUCUGUUUGUUCCAGUUUGAAAGCAUCUGACACAUGGAAAAUAAAGCUAAAAUUUUUAUGUAAAUCACAAAUUUCUUUUAAUUUUUUUUUCUUAUGUUUAAAAACGGCAUGUUAAUUUAAUGUAAACGAUGCUUGAUUAAUCAUCCAAAAAAUUGAAUAAUAUAUGCAUGAGGUGUCAGAAAAAAAAAAACUACUAGUUCCACCGAAUUCAUGCUUGCAGCAUUUGUUGUCUACUUGUUUAUUAAGUGAAUUGAGUUCACUUAAGCAUCACCUUCCUGUUUUUCUUAUAUGCUGGGAGUAUGUUUUUGUUUUUGGGGCAAUGAUGUUCAGGGAACGUCCUCCCCCCAGGAAGGCAAUUUUUUGCAACGAACUUUGUUUUUGAUGGCAAUUAAGGCAACCGGGGGUAUGCGUAGUUGGAGGUUGUUCUCUGUUUUUUAUGCUGAGCCCGUAAGCAUCAAUGCUUCUCCUCU